This is a messenger RNA of Saprolegnia parasitica CBS 223.65, 258 nucleotides long. RefSeq lists its product as hypothetical. Lineage: Eukaryota; Oomycota; Saprolegniomycetes; Saprolegniales; Saprolegniaceae. The transcript has 3 exons. The record is from RefSeq and is a predicted model, not a curated record. The coding region runs from base 1 to 258 and encodes 85 amino acids.
AUGGCCGCGCCGCUCAUGGAGUUCCAUCCGUCCAUGUCGCUCGAGCACCAUGCUGCGCCGACGCCGAUCCCCACGAAGCCAUCGCUAGCCGUAAGUUCUGGCGCCCCCGCCGACCCCGACCACGUGUGGCACGACGUCAAUGACACGAUCAAGCUCGGGCUCAUGGCCGAGCGCAAUGCGUACGUGGCCAAGCUCGUCGCGCUCCAAGCGUACGUCGUUGGGACGAUCGACGGGCCAUUGUACAUCGCACGGGUGUAG